AUGGUGUCCAUCUUUAAGAAUGGCCGAAUUUUUGUGCCGUCAUCCGGCAAAGACAAUGAGUUCGCAAAUACAAUGAUCAUCGAGAAUGACCAGAUUUCCUACGUUGGCUCACUCGAAAACGCCCAAGUACCCGCAGAUGCGACGGUGAUUGAUUUAGAGAAUAAGGUCGUGGUUCCCAGCUUUAUCGAUAGCCAUGUGCAUCUUUUACAUUAUGGUCAUUCACUUCGAAAAGUCGAUCUCAUCGGUUGUGCUUCGCUGGACGAAAUCCGGGAAACCAUCAGGUCAUAUGCCAAAUCUAACCCAUCUGUUCCGCGGAUCCUCUGUCGUGGAUGGAUUCAGGCUUCAGUCGAUGGACUUCCACUGGCUAGCAUGCUGGACGAUUUGGAUCCCCGGCCUAUCUAUAUCGAUGCUUUUGACCUCCAUUCUAUCUGGUGUAAUUCUCCCGCGCUUGAGGAAAUGAAGGCCCAUACUGCUCCCGAUCUUCCGGGUGGUACUAUUCAUCGAGAUGACAAUGGCCGAGCUACAGGCUUACUGGAUGAGUCGGCUUUGAUGAAUCUUGCCUGGCCACAUUUAGAAAGCCUCUACUCCAAAGAAGAUAACUUGAGUGCGUUGGAGGUGGCCAUUUCAACAUACACCGCGGCUGGAUACACGGGUAUCGUCGAUAUGGCAAUGGAUGAGGCUACAUGGGAUAUUCUACAAGAAUAUCGACGCGAUAAAUCAAUCCCUUUCCACAUUGGCGCCCACUGGCUUGUGCCAUUUUCCGCCGAUCAGCAAGCCAAUCUCAGCUACGUGGAUAGAGCGAUUGAACUGCACAAGCAAUUCCCCGAUCCUAGCUUCACCGUUCUCGGAAUAAAGAUUAUCUGUGACGGCGUGGUGGACGGAUGCACUGCUGCCCUUCUCCAGCCAUAUACAGGCAAAUCAGAUCCAGUGGAGCCAAUCUGGCCGGCCGACAUGUUGACGGGGGUUGUUGAGCGUGCCGACCACGCCGGUCUCCAAUGUGCCAUCCAUGCAAUUGGCGACAAGGCAAUCCACCAAGCACUUAACGUCUUAUCAGAAGUCGGUACUCCCGGUCGACGACACAGAAUCGAACAUCUCGAGCUAAGCACGUCCGAGGACGCAAAGCGACUCGGUCAAUUGGGAAUCACCGCAUCCAUCCAACCAGUUCACUCCGAUCCAGCUCUUUUCAAGGCCUGGCCCAGUCUUGUCGGUCCACACCGGUGCAAGCGGGCGUUUGCCUACAAGGAUUUCCUGGAUGGAGGCGCCCCUAUUGCCAUUGGAACUGAUGCACCUACUGCUCGACACUUGCCCUUUCCCAAUCUCUAUAAUGCCACUACAAGACGCUCGGCUCUUGAGCCAGAGUCGACUGACACGGUCAAUGCACACUUUGGUAUCAGCUUGGCUGAGGCGGCUACCGCUGCUACGACUGGUGCGGCAUAUGCGCGCUUUGCGGACUCUUGGACUGGGAGCUUGAAGCAGGGAUUGAAGGCGGAUUUCCUUGUUGUUGAUAUGCAGUGGAACCCAGAAACACUUCUCGAGGCAAAGGUGUGCCAGACUUGGUAUCUUGGUCAGAAGAUCUAUGAUUCGAAGUUGAAGGGAUAA
Messenger RNA from Penicillium verhagenii, 1599 nucleotides. RefSeq names its product amidohydrolase. The record is from RefSeq and is a predicted model, not a curated record. Lineage: Eukaryota; Fungi; Ascomycota; Eurotiomycetes; Eurotiales; Aspergillaceae. The transcript has a single exon. Gene Ontology annotation, molecular function: hydrolase activity, acting on carbon-nitrogen (but not peptide) bonds. Bases 1 to 1599 code for a protein of 532 amino acids.